UGGGCAUCGCUGCUGGACCGAAGGCGGGCAGUGCGUUACUUUUUCAUCUUGCGGAUGAGUUCGAGUGGGUGGGAUUACCACACAGUCACGCCUACUACCCUCUACAUACCGACCAAUUAAACUAGAUGAAAGCAGCUCCGGUUUCCAAUUAAGACUAGCGCGGGGGCGCGCGCGCGGGCACGUCUGUGGGACUGCACGCCGCUUUGAGAGCCAGAAAGAAAAGGCGAACUCGAGGAACGUGCACGUGAGCAAACAGCGCGCACAUGCAUUUAUAUCUGCAUCGGUACGAUUUAUGAAGUACAGUAAUCUGCAGCAUUGGGGACGGAAAUGCUGCAUUGAUUCGAAACACCGGCUCUUAGCGGGUGCAUGUGCCAAGAGAGAGAGAGAGAGGAAGAGAGAGAGAUAGAGAGAAAACGCCGCAUCUGAAAUGAAAUGAGGAACGAAUUGGAGCAGAGAGACAACAUGAAGAAGAAAUGCGCCAUCGCGAAGAUCUUCAAAGUUCGUAAGAGGCGGGAGCUGCUGUGCGCGCAGGCGGGUUUGCUGUGCAGCCUUCUGCUGGGGGUUUGGGCCAUGUCGGAGCUCCUCACCCAGGCAGGUCACGGCAUGAUCGUAGACGGAGGGAUAAACGUUGACGCCCACUGGAGCAGGAAACUGAUGGCUUUGGCGCAAAACAACGAGACUCUGGAGAAGAACUGUACUGAGCCAGCCAUACACGAAUUUCCUGAUGACUUUUUCACGAAUUCUGAGCGGAAAAGUGGAGCAGUGCUACUGCAUAUCCUAGCGGCUCUGUAUAUGUUCCUGGCACUGGCGAUUGUGUGUGAUGACUACUUUGUGACCUCUCUGGAGAAGAUAUGUGAGAAGCUGGAUCUUAGUGAGGAUGUAGCAGGAGCCACCUUCAUGGCUGCAGGAAGCUCAGCUCCUGAACUCUUUGCCUCCGUUAUAGGUGUGUUCAUUACUCACGGGGAUGUUGGAGUAGGAACCAUCGUUGGCUCUGCGGUCUUUAACAUCCUCUGCAUUAUUGGAGUGUGUGGGAUUUUUGCUGGACAGGUGGUGCUGUUGACAUGGUGGGCCGUGUUCCGGGACUCACUCUACUACAUCCUGUCUGUUGUGGCACUGAUUGCAUUCAUCUAUGACGAGAAGAUCGUAUGGUGGGAAAGCUUGGUGUUGGUGGUCAUGUAUACAGGAUACAUUCUGAUCAUGAAAUUUAACUCCACCAUGCAGACUUUUUUCACUGGAAAAGGCAACAAGAAUGUUGCUAACGGGAAUGCAGCAAGCGGAAACGAGCUGGAGGACGGUAAUGAUUGUUGUGCUUCUGUCUCAGAUGACCCUUCAUUACCUUUGCUGUGUUCAGUCAAACCUAGUAAGACCUACACUCGAGGCUCAGUGGUCAUGGUAGACGAGAUCAUCAAUGCCAGUCCUCCGAAUUAUCGUUUUCCUGAGGCUGGGCUUCGUGUCAUGGUCACCAACCACUUCGGACCCAAAACUCGCCUGCGCAUGGCCAGCCGUCUCAUUAUUACAGAGAGGCAGAAGCUGGUACAAGGAGCCAAUGGCGUUGAGGUGGCAGUGGUGGAUGGAAAGAACGACAUCGAGAACGGGAACGUGCCCGAGGACAAGCCGAGCGAGGAGGACGAUGGAGACCUGACCUCACCGUUCUCUAUACCAAAGGGCUGCAUGAACAAGACCAAAUGGCUGAUCUCAUGGCCUCUGCUGCUUCUGCUCUUCUUCACCAUCCCAAACUGCUCCAGACCUCGCUGGGAGAAAUACUUCAUGCUGUCCUUCAUCCUCUCGACGGUCUGGAUUGCAGUCUUCUCCUACUUUAUGGUGUGGAUGGUGACCAUCAUCGGGUACACGCUCGGAAUUCCCGAUGUUAUUAUGGGCAUCACGUUCCUGGCAGCCGGCACUAGCGUCCCAGAUUGCAUCGCCAGCCUGAUUGUUGCUCGCCAAGGUCUGGGUGACAUGGCUGUGUCUAACAGUAUCGGCAGUAACGUCUUUGACAUCCUGGUGGGACUCGGAUUGCCGUGGGCUCUGCAGACGAUGGCCAUCAGCUACGGCUCAGUGGUGAUGAUAAACAGUCGAGGGUUACUGUACUCAGUCGUGCUGCUGCUCGGCUCUGUUGCUCUCACUAUCCUGGGAAUCCACAUCAACAAGUGGAAGCUGGACUUCAAGCUGGGUGUGUACGUGCUGAUCCUGUAUGCCGUCUUCCUCUGCUUCUCCAUCAUGAUCGAGUACAAUGUGUUCACCUUCGUCAACCUGCCCAUGUGUCAGGAGGACCAUUAAAAUCCACGCAGUCUCCUCCACAUCAGCUAACGUUCACCUUCAUCUUGUUGUUCCCUCUUUAUUUUCCUUUCCCAACCCUCACCCAAACACACACACACACACUUUCUCUUUCUCACUCUCAGUUCUUUUACUAGCCUCUGGUCUUCCACUGUAGUAUCAAAACCACCAUUACCUCAAAGUGGGCUGGGAUGUCGUUCUUUAACUUACAGUAAAUUCUAGACGUUCUUUCAAUGACAGCAGUCCACAAAGCGUGUGUUUGAUGUUUCUCUGGUGACCAGGAGCUUGUCUCACCAUAGCAGGUCAAUCAAACCUCAACACAAGCCCUCAGUCAUGAAAAACAAAAAGUUCUCUCCAUGACCCAAGAAGAGGAUCUUCUUGUUGGCAGCUGUUUUAUUCUUUAAAAUGAAAAAAAGAAAAGACCUCUUCUAUGUUAGAGUAGAUCUGUCAAAUACGGCUUGUGUUGGCUUUGCCCUACAUAAACACCUCACUUUAUUUAUUUAUUUAUUUAUUUAUUUAUUUAUUUAUUUAUUUUUUAAAUCUACAUUGCUUUUUCAUGUUUUUUUGGGUUAUUUAUUGACACUAUUUAAUUAAUUUAUUUUUUAAGAAACUCUUCACUCAGUGGACUGUGGCAUUGACAAAUGUGCAUGUUUUUCUAUUUUGCAGUGCAAUGGGAAAAUUAUUUACUUCCAAACAGUCUUGUCGAACUUUUUGUAAUAAGAAUGCAAAAUGAGAGAGAGAGAGAGAAUGAGAGAAAGAAAGGGAACUGCAGGGAUCUUAGUAGAAGUGUCCUCUCGUCUAACAGAUUUUUAUUUUUUUUGUCCCAGUCUGAAGAAAUUUCUAGAAUGUCAUCUUGUGAAAUCUGUACGUAAUCGAUGUGAGUAAACGUGUUGUUUUGAGCAGGAAGUGGAGGAUCGUAGGUUGGAUCUUGACCCUUAUUUUCUCUCCUAGCUGGUUAAUGGUGGAUGAUUGCAUUCUUUUUAAACAACUUUCCAUGUAGAUACAUGCACUUUAAAACAAGCAUCCAAGCAAGUCUUCUCUCCUCAGUCUACCAUGCUUCCUUCUGUGUGAGUGUAAAAAAAAAUAAUAAAAAAAAAAUACUAGAGCGAUUAUAGGAGGAUUUUAGGGAAGGUGAGAUCCCCCUGAACCACCUUGACUCCUUCAGCACAGCUGCCGAAAGGAAAGCACAUCCCAUCUCCAUCCGCAGUGCAUGAUGGGAACACAAACCAGCAGCAGUGAACAAAAACUGAUUAUUUUUUCUCCUCACGCAUACUGAAAACGCUGCUUUUGAAAGGCAUGUCUAAUUUUUGUGUGAGGUUUGCUGCUACAAUAUGCAAUCUCGACAUGAGCAUCGCUUUCACGUCUUAGCAUGAAGGACAAACAUGAACCUCUUUUCAUCAGGAUGCUCCAUUCAGUAGAUAUUUAGGGAUGAGAAGAAUGUUAUAGAUAG
Messenger RNA from Hemibagrus wyckioides, 3724 nucleotides. RefSeq names its product solute carrier family 24 member 4b (gene slc24a4b). The coding region runs from base 433 to 2277 and encodes 614 amino acids. Gene Ontology annotation, biological process: intracellular calcium ion homeostasis; calcium ion transmembrane transport. The record is from RefSeq and is a predicted model, not a curated record. Lineage: Eukaryota; Metazoa; Chordata; Actinopteri; Siluriformes; Bagridae. Gene Ontology annotation, cellular component: membrane. The transcript has 17 exons. Gene Ontology annotation, molecular function: calcium, potassium:sodium antiporter activity; calcium channel activity.